GCUUUUUUGGAAUGGAGUCUCAAACCUAGGGGUUUCUAUCUCCUCCCCAUACCCCUGGAAUCCCAUACCCACCUCCCCCCAAAGAUUCAAAAUCCAUUCCACCAAAGUUUCUAACCCUAGCUCACAAAAGAGGGAAGAGAAAGAACGGUUCAGCCGCCCACCAUUACCGAUUCACCGGCGAUCUACUCUCAGGCGACCGUCAAUCCGGAGACCAUCACCGGUGACCGUCAUCUUGUCCGGUGGGAUAAUUCGCGGUUGGGAUGGAUAUUGGUCAAAGUUCUCAAGGAGGAAGAGGAAAAAAUAAACGUUCAUGGACAAAAGCUGAAGAAGAAGUUCUAAUUAAUAGCCUAUUGGAAAUGACUACAGACCCGUCUUGGAAAGCUGAUGGAAGUUUUAAGAGUGGCUUUAAAAAUAAGUUGGAAGAGAAAUUGAAUGAUAAAUUUCCAGGAUGUGGUCUCAAAGUCGUUCCUCACAUCGAGUCAAAAAUCAAAUGGUUUAGGGACAAAUACAAUGUGCUAUCAGAAAUGUUUCGUACUUCAGGAUUUUCGUGGGAUGAAGAGAAAAAAUUAAUACUAUGUGAGAGACAAUCUUAUGAUGAUUUUUGUAAGCAACAUAAAAAUGCUCAAGGGUUAUGGAAUGUUCCAUUUCCUUUCUUUGACCAAUUAGCAACUAUUUAUGGAUGUGAUCGAGCUACAGGGGCUAAUUCCGAAACUUUUGUACAAGUUGUGGGUAAUCAACAAAAUGAGACUAUUAACUUGGAUAAGGAUCAAACUGAUGAAGAUGAUGACAUUGAGGAUACCGAGUCAGUGAAUCAAUCAAAUCAAUCAACUCCAGGUGAACCUUCUUCAAAGAGAUCAAAGGAGAAGACUCCAAAAGGAAAACUGAGGAAGAGAAAGUUACCAGAGGUUGUAGAUUUAACUUCUUCUUUUAACAAUGUCAUCUAGCUUAUCUGGUUUCAUGAGUGACAUGAACACUCAUAUGUCAACUAUUGCAAGUGCCUUGUCUACCACACAACAACAUGAACAAGUGAUCAUGGCUCGUGAACAAGAAGUAGAGGAACAAAAGAAGACUUUGAUAAAUGAGCUCCUAAAUGUACCAGGUUUGACUAGAUAUGAAGCAUUAUUAGCAUCGAAAAAGUUAGCAUCUAAUCCAAGUGAUCUCUCCCUUUUUUACCAAAGCCCAGAUGAUGAGUGGAAGAAAGAUUUUGUCCUCAAUCUCAUUCAUCCUCAUAUUCGCUCGAAUGAUAGUGCUUGAUAUCUUAUUAGUUUAGCCGUAUUUUUGGUUUGCGAAAAACUUUGAAGGGUUUUGGCAUUGAUGCCUUGUUAAAGAUUUAUCAUAUUUUGGGUGAAGUCACAAUAUUUUGGUAUUUGAUGAUGAUGUAAACAUUAACAUUUACAUUCGAAUUUUAUUUUGGGAUAAUUAUUUGUG
Messenger RNA from Spinacia oleracea (spinach), 1428 nucleotides. RefSeq lists its product as uncharacterized. The coding region runs from base 261 to 944 and encodes 227 amino acids. Lineage: Eukaryota; Viridiplantae; Streptophyta; Magnoliopsida; Caryophyllales; Amaranthaceae. The transcript has 3 exons. The record is from RefSeq and is a predicted model, not a curated record.